GUUGAACCUCAACCUCAACUCAACGAUAAGAAAAAUCCACUCAACUCCCUUUUAUUUCCUUGUCAACACACAUCUGACAUCUCUUCACUCUGUCUUCACACUCUCUGCUUUUUGCCGUAAGACAGAACCGAGAAGAGAAGAGUGUAAACAAUGGCAUCAGCUACAGCUUCCCACACUUUGUGCGGCAUCCCCGCCACCUCAUCCUCUACUACCAACAAGGCUAUUGCCCCUUCAUCUGCUCGCUUCCUCGCCAAAACUCCUCUCCGCCGCCUCGGCUUCGCUGGCGCCGCCGCUGAUUCUCUCUUCACCAACCACGUGGCUACCAAGCUCCGAUCCCUCAAGAGCUCCUCCAAGCCUAUUAGGGGCGUUGCUUCUAUGGCCAAGAAGAGCGUUGGAGACCUCACCGCUGCCGAGUUGAAGGGCAAGAAAGUCUUCGUCAGGGCCGAUUUGAAUGUCCCACUUGAUGAUAACCAGAACAUUACUGAUGACACUAGAAUUAGAGCUGCCGUCCCUACUAUCAAGCACUUGAUGGCCAAUGGUGCUAAAGUUAUUCUCUCCAGUCACCUGGGACGGCCAAAAGGAGUCACUCCUAAAUACAGCUUGGCACCACUGGUCCCCAGGCUAUCCGAACUGCUUGGAAUCCAGGUUGUGAAGGCUGAGGACUGCAUUGGUCCAGAAGUUGAGAAGUUGGUUGCUUCACUUCCCGAGGGUGGUGUUCUUCUUCUCGAGAACGUAAGAUUCUACAAGGAGGAAGAGAAGAACGAACCUGAGUUUGCAAAGAAACUUGCAUCAUUGGCAGAUCUUUACGUGAAUGAUGCAUUCGGUACAGCUCACAGAGCACAUGCCUCUACAGAGGGAGUUACUAAAUUUUUGAAGCCUUCUGUUGCAGGUUUCCUCUUACAAAAGGAAUUGGACUAUUUAGUCGGGGCGGUUUCAAAUCCAAAGAGGCCAUUUGCUGCUAUUGUGGGUGGUUCAAAGGUUUCAUCCAAGAUUGGAGUGAUCGAAUCACUUUUAGAGAAAUGUGAUAUAUUGCUUUUGGGUGGAGGAAUGAUCUUUACCUUCUACAAGGCUCAGGGUCUUUCAGUUGGUUCCUCCUUGGUUGAGGAAGACAAACUAGAACUCGCUACAUCACUCCUAGAGAAGGCCAAGGCGAAAGGAGUCAGUCUCUUGUUACCAUCUGAUGUUGUGAUUGCAGAUAAAUUUGCUCCUGAUGCAAACAGCAAGAUUGUGCCUGCAUCUGCUAUCCCAGACGGUUGGAUGGGGUUGGACAUUGGACCAGACUCUGUUAAGACUUUCAACGAUGCCUUGGAUACCACAAAAACAGUGAUCUGGAAUGGACCUAUGGGGGUGUUUGAAUUUGACAAGUUUGCUGUUGGAACAGAGGCAAUUGCAAAGAAGCUCGCGNAGAAGCUUGCAGACUUAAGUGGGAAAGGAGUGACGACUAUCAUUGGAGGUGGAGAUUCUGUUGCAGCUGUUGAGAAAGUUGGAGUUGCUAGCGUGAUGAGCCACAUAUCCACUGGUGGUGGUGCCAGUUUGGAGCUACUGGAAGGCAAGGUGCUCCCCGGUGUCAUUGCUCUUGAUGAAGCAGACGCCCCCGUUGCUGUGUAAAACAAUUUGUACUAAUUCUUUUUUCUCCGGGGUCAACAUAAUCAGUGGUAAUUUCCAGUUAGGAAGCAUUGAGUCGAUGUUGUAGAUUUGUCGGGUUAUAUUGUUAUAUAAUGUCCUUUUUUUAACCCAUAUUAUUUUUGUCUAAAUAAAGGGCGAGUAUAUCAGUUAUAGACAGCUAUCCUUUUGAUGUCUUUCAACAAACUC
Nicotiana tabacum (common tobacco) is the source of this 1812-nucleotide messenger RNA. The record is from RefSeq and is a predicted model, not a curated record. NCBI's taxonomy places the organism in Eukaryota, Viridiplantae, Streptophyta, Magnoliopsida, Solanales, Solanaceae.